Heterobilharzia americana is the source of this 957-nucleotide messenger RNA. NCBI's taxonomy places the organism in Eukaryota, Metazoa, Platyhelminthes, Trematoda, Strigeidida, Schistosomatidae. The record is from the annotation of a GenBank genome assembly.
AUGGCAGGUCGAGAUAUAGUUGGACCAGCUGCUCUACUAUUCGAAUCGUUGGAUAAUUUGUUUCGAAGUAUUGUCAAAGUUGUAGAUGAACAAUAUGUGAAAUCGUCGGUGAAUUUCGACGAUGAUGAGUCUAUGCAUUUGUUCAAAUUGCUGAGAGGACCGAUGCCUACACUUAUCUUCUUACACUUACUAAUAACUGUGUUUAAUGCAAGUUGUCUACUUUCGGGACUGAUUUGUCGUGCAAACUAUUUUACGAAAUUUAACAUUGUUUUUAUGGGUUUACUUCUGAUUAUGGAUGCUGGUGUGUUUUUAACCUUGAUUUAUGUAAAUCAUAGAACGCAUCUAACGAAAUUCGUACAAGAAUUACAAACAGUUCAAACAAAGUAUUCGGGCGCUGAAACAGAUAAUUUUCCAACCUUACUAUUCAAUUACAUACAUCAACAUUUGAAUUGCUGCGGUAUUCAUAGUUAUACUGAAUGGUUUAAUUCAACUAUAAAUUGGAAAAGAGAAGUGACUUAUAAUAAUGUAACUUAUAAAAUUGUUUUACCUAUUAGCUGUUGCCCAAAUCUAACCAUUGGUCACUUACCGGACUGUGCGCAGUUGAACACCUCUCACCAACCAUUUACUCAAGGCUGUGGGGAACUAUUGUUGCAGCAUACUCUUUUCAGCACUACAAAUAUUCCUGAAAGACUGUAUACACUGCUAUACUUUGUUGCCCAUGUUCUAACGAUAUGUGUAUAUGUUAUCAAGAAGGAUUUAACGGAACAAAAAGGCAAAAAUUUAUUCCUCUACCAUGAAGGCGGUUUUUGUGAAAGUGAAAAACCAAUAAAUGGGAUUACAACGAUUACAUUUAAUACCGAUAAUAAAGCAGAAAUGGACCCAUUCGCUCCCACUGGUAUUUCAGCAUACACCAAUGAACACAUGCAACCGCAUAAAAGUGACAGUGCUUUUUACUAA